AUGGCGGCCACUUUUCAGUACGCAAAGCAGUAUAGCUGGUCAAAGAUUAAGCGUGCCAGGCAGGCAGCAGCACCAUUCCGUCCAGUCCCUCUUCUCGACGGCGACGACGACCAAGACGAACGCGGCUCGAGCCAAGGUCUGCUAGAAAAAGGCUCAGCAGGCAGACAGCCGCAGCAAACAGCUCCAAGGUCGCUGUGGCGAGAUUCAACAUUCUUACUAUUUCACGCUGCUUUGUUGGCCUUGUAUCUGCUGGUACUGGGUCUAGUCGCGGCGGGCAAACGCCCGUCGUCUUGUUGCGCCGGAGCACCCGGAGUGCCGUAUUCGCCGGCAGCAAAAGUCAUCGAGUGGAAGGAUACGAAAUUCACCCUCGAAGACCAUAUACAAGACCUGAGCAUAUACUCUGGCGCGCCCUCACCAGAGCUCGACAAAGCCUGGCAUGACUUGUUAAACAGCCAGAAUGUGCGGAUUGAAGCCGAAUAUUUUAAACAUCAUGGUCGUGAAAAAAUCGGCGUCGCCGUACCCGGAAGCGACGACUACAUUGGCACGUUAAACGUCUUUCACGAGCUGCACUGCAUAAAACGACUACACCAAUUCAUGUACACGGAUUACUAUUUCCCAGAUUUCACCGAGCAUCAAUUAGAUAUGAACAGACUACACAACGAACACUGCCUCGACUUUUUACGGCAGUCUGCCAUGUGUCAUGGCGAUGUCGGCUUAAUCACCUACAUCUGGAGGCAAGAUAGCCGGCUGCCAGUGGUCAACUCGACGUCGCAUCAGUGCGUCAACUGGGCCAAGCUCUAUGGUUGGAGCCAAGACCGCGCCGUUGAUAUGCUCAAGCCCGGGUGGUUGGUCCAUCCGACAAAGGGGGUGGUAUAUCCAGACGGUGAAGGAGACCGGAUCGGUGCGAUUGACAAAGAAUUACACCACUAA
This is a messenger RNA of Beauveria bassiana ARSEF 2860, 930 nucleotides long. RefSeq names its product tat pathway signal sequence. The record is from RefSeq and is a predicted model, not a curated record. Gene Ontology annotation, biological process: mycotoxin biosynthetic process. The coding region runs from base 1 to 930 and encodes 309 amino acids. NCBI's taxonomy places the organism in Eukaryota, Fungi, Ascomycota, Sordariomycetes, Hypocreales, Cordycipitaceae. The transcript has 5 exons.